AUGCCAUCUAUCGAAGUUAAAACGAAUGUGAAGGUAGCUGACAAACUAACCUUCCUUCAAGCUCUCACUGAUAAAGGUGCUGAAAUUCUUAAGAAGCCCAAAGAAUACAUGCAAAUCAUUCUUGAAGACGGGGUGCCCAUGACGUUUGCUGGAACGUCAGAUCCCACGUUUUGUGUUAACAUCUUUUCGAGAAAUAGUUUUUCUGAUUUAUCAAACAACACGACAAUGUCGAAAGAAUUUUCGUGCUUUAUCGAAGAAAAAUUGGAUAUCCCGCCUAACCGUGGUUAUUUCUUCUUUAAAGACCCUGGUGAACAUAGAUGUGGAUGGAACAACAAAACUUUUCCUUAA
Molecule: messenger RNA, 348 nt
Organism: Dentiscutata heterogama
Lineage: Eukaryota; Fungi; Glomeromycota; Glomeromycetes; Diversisporales; Gigasporaceae
Source: the annotation of a GenBank genome assembly